UGGCGCGGUUGCUUAGCGCCGACGCGGUUGCUUAGCGCCGGCGUCGACGCGGCGGGACCGGCAGCGCGGCAGCGUCGGGAGGCACCGGGGGCCGCUCGGGGUUCUUUUUGGCUCUUCUCGCCCUCUCCCCGCUCUCUCCCCCUCCCCGCCCGGGGCUCGGCAGAGCCCGCCGGCCGCUUCCCGCAUGCAGAGGCUCAUCGGGCUCCUCAGGAGGCUGCGGGGGCGGCCGCCGCCCGGCAGCGCUCCCGCGCCCCGCGCGGCCGAGCCCCGGGAGCAGCGCCGGGGCGGGCUGCACUGCGCGGCCGCCAGCGGUGACCUGGCCCGGCUGCAGCGGCGCUGGUGGCGGAAGUGGUUCCGCAUCAACGAGCGGGACGCGGAGAAGCAGACGCCUCUGCAUCUUGCUUGUGCGAACGGCCACGCAGCUGUCGUUCGAUUUUUAGCAGGAAAAAAGUGCAAGCUAAAUCCUUGUGACAGUUUUCAGAAAUCGCCGCUGAUGAAGGCAGUAGAGCGCCAGCACAAAGACUGUGUGGCUAUUUUGCUGGAGCAUGGUGCCAGCCCUGACCUCAAAGGUCCCGGCGGCAACACUGCCCUUCACCUGGCUGCCGUCAUUCCUAAUAAAUCUCUAGUGGAGCUGUUACUUGCGCACAAGGCCCAUAUUGAUGCGCAGAAUGAGUUGGGAUACACUCCGCUUACUCUUGCGAUCACCGAGCACUGUGAAGAGAUGGUCGAGUUCCUUCUUCAAAAAGGAGCUGAUGUGCACGCUCGAGAUAACCGUAAAAGGACCACUCUUAUGCUUGCUGCUUGUGCUGGGGAUAUGAAUAUAAUACAAAUUCUCCUUCAUCACGGUGCUGAUCUUUCUCAUCAAGACCCAUUUGGCUGCACAGCUGAGUACUAUGCCAGGGAGUUUCAACAUGAUGAUAUUGCUGACCAACUGGAGAAAUACAUGUUCUAUGAAGGGAUGGGAGAAUGUUUUGCAAGAGGCACAGAAGGCCCAGCAGUAGAUGGCAGGUUUUGCUCUGCGCUGACUGCUGAAUUUACCUCGGGUGCACCUGCAGGUGUCUUGCCAGCAGCAGGAGCAGAGGAAGAGAAAGAUGUAGAUUCCUGGUCUGAUUUUGAGUUGGAUUUUGAAGAUCUAAAGAAAGAGUCAGCUGGCAUCCUGCUUCCACCUGCGGAUGAACACAGAGCACAUGUGCACUCUGGUGCAGAGGAGCGUGGCAAUGGUGUCUUGCCAGCAGCAGGAGCAGAGGAAGAGAAAGAUGUAGAUUCCUGGUCUGAUUUUGAGUUGGAUUCUGAAGAUCUAAAGAAAGAGUCAGCUGGCAUCCUGCUUCCACCUGCGGAUGAACACAGAGCACAUGUGCACUCUGGUGCAGAGGAGCGUGGCAAUGGUGUGUUGCCAGCAGCAGGAGCAGAGGAAGAGAAAGAUGUAGAUUCCUGGUCUGAUUUUGAGUUGGAUUCUGAAGAUCUAAAGAAAGAGUCAGCUGGCAUCCUGCUUCCACCUGCGGAUGAACACAGAGCACAUGCGCACUCUGGUGCAGAGGAGCGUGGCAAUGGUGUCUUGCCAGCAGCAGGAGCAGAGGAAGAGAAAGAUGUAGAUUCCUGGUCUGAUUUUGAGUUGGAUUCUGAAGAUCUAAAGAAAGAGUCAGCUGGCAUCCUGCUUCCACCUGCGGAUGAACACAGAGCACAUGCGCACUCUGGUGCAGAGGAGCGUGGCAAUGGUGUGUUGCCAGCAGCAGGAGCAGAGGAAGAGAAAGAUGUAGAUUCCUGGUCUGAUUUUGAGUUGGAUUCUGAAGAUCUAAAGAAAGAGUCAGCUGGCAUCCUGCUUCCACCUGCGGAUGAACACAGAGCACAUGCGCACUCUGGUGCAGAGGAGCGUGGCAAUGGUGUCUUGCCAGCAGCAGGAGCAGAGGAAGAGAAAGAUGAAGAUUCCUGGUCUGAUUUUGAGUUGGAUUCUGAAGAUCUAAAGAAAGAGUCAGCUGGCAUCCUGCUUCCACCUGCGGAUGAACACAGAGCACAUGCGCACUCUGGUGCAGAGGAGCGUGGCAAUGGUGUGUUGCCGGUAGGAAGAGCAGAGCAAGAGGAAGGUUUUGACUCCUGUUCUGAGAAUAAAGUACUUUUUCUUAGAGAGAAAUGGGUCAUGCGGCUGCAGCAAGAUCUUGCCGAUGCUCUCAGGAAGAACUCCCUGGCAGAAGCUUCACUUGAAGCUAAGAAGUGCUACAGCAGGGACCUGCAGGAACAAAAACUGCGGUUGCAGAAGGAACUAGACAGAUCUAAAGCCAAGCUGCAGGAAGUGAAAGAAAGGUAUAUCUGCACGGAGUGUUAUGCCGAGUCCCUGAAGAAUGCCAUAAAGGAGAAGGAACUAACAACUUCCAGGAACGUGCAGGCCAUUCUGGCCAUGCCUUCUGCAGCUGUGGCUAUCCCAGAGCUGGAAGAACAAGUGCAACAGCUCCAAGUUGUAAUGACCAGGCUGGAAGCCACAGCACAGCAACAAGCCAAGACCACUGAAGCCCUUCAGAAAGACCAGCAAGCCUCUGCCUCAGCUCAUAAUGUCCCAGAGGACUUGAUAACUCGCUUUCAGACACCGUCUGCAAAGGAACACCUGAGCGGCUUUUGGGAAUGACUGGUUUUAGGCUUGGAAUUUCUUGUGGGCAAGUGAUUUAUGAAAAGAUUGGGUGAGCUGUGGAGAACCCCCCAGGUUUUUGAGCAGGGUACCCUCAGGGGAAAAAUCUAUACAUUUCCUCAUUCCCCUGGUGCUACUGUGUUUUGAAGCUGUUUGGUGGACAAUAUGUGGGCACUUGCGUUCAUCAGCAUGAUUCCUUUGAUGGAUCAACUGUGUGCUGUGGACAGGAGAGAGAUCUGUGGUUGAGAGCUGCGAGAGGACACUGGAGUUGGGAGAUCCAAAGCACUGUCUGCAUGUUCUGCAUAUGGAUCCUGUUCCCCUGCUCUCUGUGUGAUGUAUCUUUUCUAUUUUGAAAGCGUGAGAGUGAAAUCGAGGAAGUGAAGAAUCUAGCUGUGAUGAAAUGCCGAACAGAAGCACUUCUGAAGAAAACGGGGAGAAGAAACAUU
Molecule: messenger RNA, 3063 nt
Organism: Tyto alba (common barn owl)
Lineage: Eukaryota; Metazoa; Chordata; Aves; Strigiformes; Tytonidae
Product: POTE ankyrin domain family member F-like
Exons: 23
Coding region: 185-2617 (810 amino acids)
Molecular function (GO): protein binding
Source: RefSeq, a predicted model, not a curated record